AAAUUAUAAAAGCCUUCAACAAACAGCAGUCCGUUCUCAUCCUGUCAAGUUCGCAAGAGCAUUCAUAUUUAAAGCCGUGGGCCAUCAUCUUUGGCCCUUGGAAAAUUAUAUCUACCAAUACUACCAACGAGGGAAUAAGAUCUGGGUACAUUCAUUUCGACUCUUAGCAAAAUGACACGCCUCCCUGUUCUCCCAUCCGCUCCCCGUGUCUCCCAGGAGACAUCGCGAAUAUUUCACCUCCCGCCACGAAAAGAGAAGCGGGCAAAAGCUUCUACUAUUUUUGGCACUAGCGCCUGGAAUCUGACAUCUAGCGUUCCUUUCCGCUGGACAAAACACCACAAUGAUAUUUUCACAGACUGGAUCCGCCUGAAAGGCCCCAGUGCCGCCGCAACAGCCGACCUGGUGCCUCUUCUACGAGAACUUGAACUUGACGGCUACGAGGACAUCAAUAAUUUUCGAGGCGAGUGCGUCCAUGACCUGAUUAUUGUCAAAGUCCGCCGGGAGAUCGCAAAUAUGAAGGGUUCGAUUCCAAUCAUGACCAAAGCGGCAGAGGAGAAGAAUGUUGGGGUUGAGGUGACUACGUCGAGAAUAGGGCUGAAAGAAGCAGCAGCCAGAAAGACGUGUGAUAUAAAGUCUACACUGCCUGCUGAGACUGAAUUCAUUACUCAAUCUAGGGAGCGGACAAAGACGUCUGAGCCGAGAUCUUUCACGCAGGGGGUGCAUUACACCACGCUCCCGAUACGACCUGCUGGUCAAAUGUAUCAUGUUACCAAGGCUGUUCCGGGAGAUCAUCAUCAUCCACUACCACCACCUUGUCGUUCAAGCCCAGAUAACAAGCCCCAAGCAAAAAUUGAAACGUCAAGCCGUGCAACAUCCGUUAACCUAGACAAUACUUCCCGGAACUCUCAUUCUGGCAAUCAUCCAUCAAAACUCGACGCGACACAUCAGCCUCCUGAAGAAUUAUCCCUCCAUCUUCGUCGUCAUAACCCACGGCGCAUCACAAGUCUAAGCCAAGAUCUCUCUGCCCCUGUCGAGAAAGCGAAAAAUGCUAUGGCGGAACUGUCGGCGGUAGUCAACAGUCUACCACCUGACACUGACAGCGCAGCGCUGGAGACCGCGCUGCACGAUGCUAGACUGGAAAUUGCCCAUGUGGGUAAACUGAUUGACGAAUAUCUUAAGCGACGGGAGUGAAGGGGUUGGGGGGGAAAGGAGAAG
Molecule: messenger RNA, 1215 nt
Organism: Xylaria bambusicola
Lineage: Eukaryota; Fungi; Ascomycota; Sordariomycetes; Xylariales; Xylariaceae
Exons: 1
Coding region: 172-1191 (339 amino acids)
Source: RefSeq, a predicted model, not a curated record